Messenger RNA from Prunus mume (Japanese apricot), 2025 nucleotides. The record is from RefSeq and is a predicted model, not a curated record. Lineage: Eukaryota; Viridiplantae; Streptophyta; Magnoliopsida; Rosales; Rosaceae.
AUGUUUGUUAGCAGUGUCCUCUGGUUGUUGCUGCUUAGUUGCAGCUUCAGCUUUGGCGUUGAGAGCGAUAUCAACUGCUUGAAAAGUAUAAAAGCAUCAUUUGAGGACACUUUAGGUUCCUUAAACUCUUCAUGGGAUUUCAGCAACAACACUGAAGGCUUCAUCUGCAACUUUCGCGGGAUUGAGUGUUGGCACCCUCACGAGAGCAAGGUUCUGAACAUCAAGCUUUCGGAGUUGGGACUAAAAGGUCAGUUCCCUCGGGGCGUAGAAAAUUGUACAAGCUUAACAGGUUUAGAUCUUUCAGGCAACAUGCUCAGUGGACCUCUUCCUCAUGAUAUUGAUAAAAUUCUUACGUGGGUUACGUCUCUUGAUCUCUCUUCCAACAGCUUCUCAGGGCUGAUCCCGGCGACGCUUUCCAAUUGCAGCUAUAUGAAUGUGCUCAAGCUUGAUAACAACCAGUUCUCGGGUAACAUUCCGGCAGAAGUUUACCAGCUAACGAGGCUUAGAACUUUUAGCGUGGCCAACAAUCUUCUGUCGGGCCAAGUGCCACCAUUCGGUGAGAAUAUUGCUUCAAUUAGAAGGGACAGUUAUGCAAACAAUUCUGGACUUUGUGGAUACCCCCUCAAGCCUUGCCCAUCAAUAUCUCAAAAGACGUCCUUGAAUGUGGUUAGGGUUUUCAAGUCGAAUGGUGUACUUAUGGUGGCAGCAGCUGGUUUUGUGUCCUCGAUCUUGUUGUUGCUGCUUAAUCGUUGUAGCUUCAGCUUUGGUGUUGAGAGCGAUAUCAACUGCUUGAGAAGUAUAAAAGCAUCACUUGAGGACACUUUGGGGUACUUAAACUCUUCAUGGGAUUUCAACAACAACACUGAAGGCUUCAUCUGCUACGUUCUUGGGAUCGAGUGUUGGCACCCUUAUGAGAGCAAGGUUCUGAACAUCAAGCUUUCGGAGUUGGGAUUAAAAGGUCAGUUCCCACGGGGCGUAGAAAAUUGUACAAGCUUAACAGGCUUAGAUCCUUCAAGCAACCAGCUCAGUGGACCUCUUCCUCAUGAUAUCGAUAAAAUUCUUUCGUUCAUUACGUCUCUUGAUCUCUCUUUCAACAGCUUCUCAGGCUUGAUCCCGCCGAAGCUUUCCAAUUGCAGCUAUAUGAAUGUGCUCAAGCUUGAUAACAACCAGCUCUCAGGUAACAUUCCGGCAGAAUUCAACCAGCUAACUAGGCUUAAAACUUUCAGUGUGGCCAACAAUCCUGGACUCUGUGGAUACCCUCUGAAGCCUUGUCCACCAAUAUCUCAAAAGAAGUCCGUUAGUGUGGCUAGGGUUUUCAAGUCCAAUGCCCAUUAUCCCAUUUUGAUGGCUUUCUUGAUGCAUAUGUUGUUGAGAAAACAAGAUGCUGGCAUUUUUAUUGGCAGUGUCCUCUGGUUGCUGCUUAGUUGUAGUUUCAGCGUUGGUGUUGAAAGUGAUAUCAACUGCUUGAAAAGUAUAAAAGCAUCACUUGAGGACACUUUGGGGUACUUAAACUCUUCAUGGGAUUUCAGCAACAACACUGAAGGCUUCAUCUGCAACUUUCUUGGGGUCGAGUGUUGGCACCCUCACGAGAGCAAGGUUCUGAACCUCAAGCUUUCGGAUUUGGGACUGAAGGGCUCGUUUCCUCAAGGCGUAGCAAAUUGCACAAGCCUAACAGGGUUAGAUCUUUCAAGCAACCAGCUCAAUGGACCUCUUCCUACUGAUAUCGAUAAAAUCAUUACGUUCAUUACGUCCCUUGAUCUCUCAUAUAACAGCUUCACAGGGCAAAUCCCAAUGAAGCUUUCCAAUUGCAGCUAUCUGAAUGUGCUUAAGCUUGACAACAACAAGUUCUCGGGUAUCAUUCCUCCAGAAAUUAGCCAGCUUGCUAGGAUUAAAACAUUUAGUGUGGCCAACAAUCAGCUGUCUGGCCCAGUCCCAAACUUUAAUAAUACAUCAAUUGGACCUGAAAGCUAUGCAAACAACACCGGACUCUGUGGAGGCCCUUUGAAGCAUUGCCCGCCGGUUUAA